AUGUGCAUUUUGUUGUGUCCAGCCGAGAUCAGCGCCUCGAGCGUUGUGUCAGAUCACCCAACGGAGUUGUGUGAGGUGGGGUUGAGCACAGCCGAUGCGGCUGCCGUACGAUCCGCAUUUGCAGCCGUUUUGGCCGACGGUUGGCGUGGCUCCUGCGCAAUGAGAGCGCGUUUGGACAACCAUUUUCGCCAAACUGUGCUGUUCUGGGCUGGUUUGAUCAUUUUUGCCAGCCAACACACAUCUCCUACUCAUCAACUAACGUUGUGGACUUUGUGCUCAACAAUUGCAAAGUAG
Molecule: messenger RNA, 294 nt
Organism: Protopolystoma xenopodis
Lineage: Eukaryota; Metazoa; Platyhelminthes; Monogenea; Polystomatidea; Polystomatidae
Source: the annotation of a GenBank genome assembly